AUGACUUUACUGGCGUCCUGGUUCCUCUUCCUCAUCUUUUCAGUAUGCAAGGCACAGGAUGAUGCUUUCAUGGAAGGAUCCGGCGAGGGUUCCGGUGAAGAUCCGGAACGUGCUAACCAGGAACCAGUCAAUCCAGGACUCACUAGCCCGGAGUUUGGACUGGCAAACCAUCGCAAGGCGCCGAUUAUACAGCAAAUUGAUGACAACAACGAAGCUAUAGAAACGACAAUCGUCACAAGUACUAAAUACAUUUUUUUAAAAAGGCAUCAAACCUUAAUCGUUUAA
Molecule: messenger RNA, 285 nt
Organism: Gongylonema pulchrum
Lineage: Eukaryota; Metazoa; Nematoda; Chromadorea; Rhabditida; Gongylonematidae
Source: the annotation of a GenBank genome assembly